Messenger RNA from Camellia sinensis, 1462 nucleotides. Lineage: Eukaryota; Viridiplantae; Streptophyta; Magnoliopsida; Ericales; Theaceae. The record is from RefSeq and is a predicted model, not a curated record.
AAAAAAUAAAAAAUAAAAAUAAAAGGGGGAGGCGAGGAGGAGGAAAGCAAGAGCAGACUAGAGUCUCUCUCCCAAGCUCUCUCACCAAUGGCAGAAACAACAAACAAAACCACUGCCCCCUCAAAAUCUUCGGUAAAGGUCUGUGCCAACAAUACCCAAAUUUCUCAACCUUCAGGCAAGAAACCCAAAACCCUAAACUGGCAAGAACAACGAAAACUCAAGAGAGAAAAUAGGCAAGAAGAAGAGGACCGAAAUACCCUAGCAAGCUUAGAAUCAGCGAUUCCCCAAUCCAACAUUGGUUUCAAGUUGUUGAAACAGAUGGGUUACACACCAGGGUCCACGCUGGGGAAGGAGGGUUCUGGUCUUGCGGAGCCCGUGGGGCUUGAGAUUCGGCGGACUCGAGCUGGGAUUGGUCGGGAGGACUCGAGAAAGGAGAAGAGGAAGAGGGAAGAGGAGAGGAUGGAAUGGGAGAGGGGGAAGGAGGAGGCGUUGAUGGAGGAUUUUGGGUGCCGCCACAAAGAGCAAUGGCGGAGCCGGAGGAUUGUGGUGAAUUAUCACAAGGCGAAGGCGGCAUUGGAGCAGUUGGAGAAUAAGGAGGUGGUGGCAGAGGCUGACAAGGAUGAAGAGGAUGCCGAAAAUGAAGAGGAGGAAGAGGAGAUAAUAACCGAAGAGGAACUCCAUGGAACUAGAAGUCUAGAAUUAGGUAGGCUACAACAAGCAACCUUCAAUUUCGGGUGAAGGUCAGGAAUUGCAGUUUUCAUUGGUAUUGCAUUGCUUCUCUCCAUGCCCUCAACACACAAGGCAAUCUAGGUUCUCAACAACACUUCCUCUCCUAGGGCUCUCUCUCUCUCUUAAUUUGUCUUUAUUUUAUUUUUGUGCUUGGGUACAAAGCAAAGCAGAAUAUCACUUCAAUGAAUGAAUGCAUGAGAGCUUUAUGAAAGUUAUUGCUAACAGAUUUAGGGUUUGACCUGGCACUUAAUGCUUUGUCCAUAUAUUUAAUCUAGAACCUAGUUCUAUCAAUUUGAUCAAGUACCCACGCUUGAUUCUUUUACAAAACCUCCAGUUUAGUUUAUGAGGAUAUUCAAGUGUGAUUCUAAAGUGGCCCUCCUCCUACAGGUUCCCCUUUUCUCUACAAAAACACAAAUAUUGCCUCCUCAUGUUCGGUUUCUGAACUAGUAGGGUUCUUACAUAUUUUAUUUUAUUUUUGGGUUAAAGUGUAUAUCCCUCGACGAACCAAGAUUUUUUUUUUCCCAACUGUUUAUUCCAAUUUUUGUGUCAUCCAAUUAAUAGCAUCGCAUCGCACCCCAAUUUUAAAUACGAUGCAAUUGGAAUUGGAGGUAUAAUUCUUGACUUUAAUUCCUAUUCUGCAAUAAGACCGUUAUAAAGAUAUGGUUUUGUUCUGCAAAUGUCUCAUGUUUUCUUAGGCAGACAAAAGGAUAUUUUGUGAUGGCUGUCUUUUUUU